UGCCUAUUGGCAUGAGUCCCAAAACUUGUAACAAUCUCAUCCACUGGUUCUGGAUUUUGUGUUGGAUUUCCUUUACGACACAUCUCACGACCCACUAAAAAAAUUGCACACCGUCCUCUUUCUCUCUUCUCCUUUCUUUCUCUCUCUACACAAUUCAUCACCAUAUCCAAGGACAGGAGGAAGAGAAGAUAAUAGAGAGAGAAGAAUAAGAAGAUGUCAAUUGCUUCUACAAUCCCAUCAUCUCUCAAGCUCUCUACCUCAUCUUCCUCUUCCUCUGCAACAACAACGAAACCUCUCAAUUCAUCAAGAAAUGUUUCUCUGAGGCCCUCCAUUACAGCCUCUAAUGCAGAGGGGCCAUUGAGAAGACCAGUUGCUCCUCUAAGAGAACCAAACCCACCUCUAAAACCAGUUCCACCAACCACUGUUCCCUCUUCUCCUUCUUUUCCUUCUAAGCCAGCUUCUUUGGAUAUUGGCCCUGAAAUUAAGCCAUCUGUUAUCACUUUGGAGUAUCAGAGAAAGAAGGCAAAGGAGCUACAGGACUACUUUAGGGAGAAGAAGAUUGAGGAGGCCAAUGAAGGCCCCUUCUUUGGAUUCAUUGGAAAGAAUGAGAUUGCAAAUGGAAGAUGGGCAAUGUUCGGAUUCGCAGUCGGACUGCUAACUGAAUAUGCAACCGGUUCAGAUUUUGUGGACCAACUGAAAAUACUUCUCUCCAAUUUUGGAAUUGUAGAUCUUGAAUGAUUCUUCAUCAUCAUUUUCUUUAUUAUUCUCACAAUCUGUCUUUCCAUGCCUCUGAUCAUCAGUGUAUUUUAUUCAAUGGGGUUUGUAACCUGUAUCCAUCGGUGUUUUACUGUUAUCAGCCUUCUGGCUUUUUUGUUUGUACCAAUUCUUGAAUCACAGAUGCUUUCUUUGUAAGAUGAUACACAACUGCAUUAAAAAUUUUAUGGUGGAUGAGGACA
This is a messenger RNA of Amborella trichopoda, 956 nucleotides long. It is a transcript of the gene OHP2, whose product is annotated as one-helix protein 2. The record is from RefSeq and is a predicted model, not a curated record. Gene Ontology annotation, cellular component: chloroplast thylakoid membrane. Lineage: Eukaryota; Viridiplantae; Streptophyta; Magnoliopsida; Amborellales; Amborellaceae.